CCUGUGUGCCGGAGGACGCCGUUGGCUAGCACUGAGCAAAAGAAGCCAGAAAAAUGGCGAACCUCAGGAAAAUCUGUCCUGAGUCUUUGCCCCAUCGGAUCAACUAUUCGCGAAAAACGUUAUUUCAGGGGAAGCUUUUCAUCCUACUAUGUGUACUUAUAGUGGACUCUGGAGGAGCUACCACCCACUGGGUAGUCACAGAAGACGGAAAAAUCCAACAGCAAGUUGACUCGCCUUUAAACCUGAAGCACCCACAUGAUGUUGUGAUAUUCAUGAGACAAGAGACCCGUGUUAACUACCUCAAAAAACUAGAGAAGCAGCUGGUGGCACAGAAGAUCCACAUUGAGGAAAAUGAGGAUAGAGAUACUGGACUAGAACAGAGACACUACAAAGAGGAUGCAGACUGUGUCAUGGCAAAAGUACCUCUGGGAGACCUGGACCUGUAUGAUGGCACUUACAUCUCCUUGGAGAGCAAAGACAUCAGUCCUGAAGACUAUGUGGAUUCCAGGUCAGCUCUGCCUCCAGAUCUAGAAAAGCCUGACUGUACCAAAGUCUUUGAGCUACCAUAUAGUAUCCAUGCUUUCCAGCAUCUUAGGGGUGUGCAGGAGAGGGCAAACCUGACCUCCCCACUACUUUCAAAGGAAGAUCCAAUUUUUAGCUCAUUGUCUCAAAAGCUUGGCCGAAGUAUUGAUGAGGUUGGCCAUCGUAUUCAUCAUGGAUUAUUAAGGAACUCGUCCUCCUGGGUGCUGUACGACAUGGCAUCAUUUUACUGGCGAAUGAAGAAUGAGCCUCAGAAGGCAGUAGAUUGUGUUGUUCGUGCUCUGCAUUUCUCUCCAAGGCAACACAAGGAUGUCGCCUUGGUGAAUAUGGCCAACAUCCUGCACCGCGCCCAUUUCUCAGCAGAUGCUGCUAUUCUCGCCCAUGCUGCCCUGGACCUUACCUCAGAUCUGUUCACUAGCCACUACACCUUAGGCAACAUUUAUGCUAUGCUCGGGGAGUACAACCACUCAGUGCUGUGUUAUGAGCAGGCACUGCAGGCCCAGCCAGGCUUUGAGCAGGCUCUGAGGAGGAAGCAUGCUGUGCUGUGUCAGCAAAAGCUGGAACAGCGCUUAGAAGCUCAGCACAGAUCCCUUCAGCGGACACUGAAUGAGCUAAAAGAGUACCAGAAGCAGCAUGACCACUAUCUUCGCCAACAGGAGGCACUGGACAAACACAAGCUGCUGCAGGAAGAGCAGAUCCUACGCAACAUUAUACACGAGACCCAGAUGGCCAAGGAAGCCCAGCUUGGGAACCAUCAGAUGUGUCGUUUGGGCCAACAGCAACGCAGUCUCUACUGCCCCUUUGACCUGCCUGUGCGUUAUCACCGUGGCGAUCUGUUUGAGCAUGUUCACUAUGUACAAUUUGGAGAGGAGGUGUCAAUUGCAUCUAGUGUGGCACUUGUGUCUGAGCACAACUCAAACCAGACCGCUGCCAGCCCCUGGCUUCACCCCUCUGUGUCUGGAGACCAGGAUCCUGCCGCCGCGCUCUGGGGCGGCCAUCAGGAUUACACACAGGACAUGCAGAGGAUGUUGUGGCCUCAGAGGGCUGACUGUGCCAGUGAGUUCCCAUCGGUUCCCCCUGCUGACCAGCUGCCCACAUACUACAUUCCUCCUGAAACACAAGGCCUCAGCCCAGUGGCAGCUCUACUGUAUGGGGGCACCAGUCCUCCUCAGACAGUCGCUUUGCCAGACUGUGGCCCAGUGCCCCAACCAUAUCCAGCCUCACUGCCUGCCUCAUUAGACUGGCCACUUGAAGAAAAGGAGCUGCCAGAUCCCUUCACCUCGCAGAUACUGCAGCUACGCAGUGGAGGAUGGACACUGGAACAGAUAGGGUCCAGAAUCGCUCAAGCUCUGAAAGAAGCCACUAUACCCCGCUGGCAGGUCCACAAUGAGGCAGCAGUGUUCUGGCGGGCUAAAGGCAAUGGCAGCCGUGCCUUGCAGUGCCUGCGUAAAGUGUUGAGCUCAGCUCCACCGUCCUACCGCCACUUGCCCUUCACCAAUGCUGCUAACCUACUGCUGCACUAUAGCUUGACCACCCACGCACAGACAUUGCUGGAGCAGGCACUGGCACUGAAUGCAUCAGAGCCCCACACCCUGCUUAGCCUGGUGAGCGUGCACUUGGCCCAAGGCAAUGUGACAGGUGCUCUGGCCUUGUUCCGCCAAAUCCUGGUGACAGCCCUUUCCUCCGCCUCUUCCUUCUCCUCCUUCGCUGGCUGUGAACAGUGUCGCAGCAGCCUACCAUUGCUGCGCUGUCUGCAGUUCUACCCCUUCCUUUACAAUCUGUCACACCGGCAGUCCUGUUCACCAGAAGGUGGUGCCUGCAUGGCUGAAGACCUUGGCAUCCACCUGGAGGAGUGGGAAGGCAGCGAGGAGAAGCAGGACGCACCAGCCAUGUCAGCCAUGGAGGACUCACUGCUGUUUGAGAAGGUGAUCCUGGACAGUAAUGGAUCAGGUGAAGCAGCGGGCCAGCAGCGACCUUCUCCCUCCGGUUCAGGAGCAGCAAAAUUGGCCAUCCCGUUUGGCAGUGGAGGAGUAGAAGGGGAGGAGGAGUGGCAGCUGAAGGAGGACUUAAUGGGAGCUUUUGAAGGGGCUCUGGAUGUCGGCGGCAAACGAGGGGACCUGAGAGGCAUUCGGGUGCUAAAGAAUGACCGUGUCAUGGGUGCGCGGGCUGGUGGAGGGCCUUGCUUUGGAAAUUGUGAGGAUGACGAAGGAGCAGAGUGGAUUACCUUUCAAGUAAAGCGUGUCAGGAAGGCCAAAGUGGAUGGGACAGAGAGCGUUACAGGCUCUGACGACAACCAGAAUGCAGAAUCAAUGCCUGGACAGUCUGUGUUGGAGAUCAGUGGACCAACCAUCCCAUCGCCUGGCCCUUCAGGUCGCUGGAGGGAUUACACGAGUCUUGGCUGGCCUGGUCCAGAGGAAUGCCAGCGGACCAGAAGAGUGGACCUCACCACUGUAGCUAGCACCUGGUUGGCUGUGUCUGCGAAGAACAUAGAUAUCACGGAGCACAUCGACUUUGCCACUCCACUCCAGGAGCCAGCUGCCGAGCCUUUAUGCAACGCCAACCUAGCUGCCAGUAUGCACACCCUGGACCACCUGGCCGGGGUGGCCAAUCGCGCUGCCAUCCACUACACAGGAGAAAGCCAGCUGCGUGAGGUUCUGCAGAAUCUCGGCAAAGAUAAGUACUUACCUCAGUCCUUUGAGCAGGUGGGCACACGGAUCGCUAAAGUCCUGGAGAAGAAUCAGACAUCAUGGGUAUUAUCCAGUAUGGCUGCACUGUACUGGAGGGUCAAAGGUCAAGGGAAAAGAGCCAUCGACUGCCUCCGUCAGGCCCUCAACUAUGCCCCCCACCACAUGAAGGAUGUACCCCUCAUCAGUCUGGCCAACAUUUUCCAGAACGCUCGGCUGUGGGAGGAUGCUCUUACAGUCGCCCGUAUGGCCGUAGAAAUCGCUCCACACUUUGUUGUAAACCACUUCACCCUUGCCAACGUCUAUAUAGCAAUGGAGGAGUUUGAGAAGGCCAUGCGUUGGUACGAAUCCACUCUGAAGCUGCAGCCAGAGUUCGCCCCCGCCAAAGACCGCCUCAGAACCAUCCAGUGUUACCUGCUCACCAAGAGGGAACGCCGCCAGCCCUGAAAUACUCAACCAUGCCCAGCCCAAAAGUAGCCCGCACUCAUGCACACACAUUCAUGUAUACACACACACACACACACUCAUCUGUAUAAUACAUAUGACCUGACAAAAAAAUAUAAGACACUAAAAUGUGGUCGAAGCUGAGGUAUCAAGGUUCUAAUUGAGUCUCUGCUCUUUUCUUCUUUCAAUAUAGCUCCCCCACAAAAGGACGUUUGAAACGUCUCUAACUGUAGAUAAUGUUGCCCCACAACAGAAACCUCUCGCUUUCUAACAGUCCAGGACAUGUGACUGGAAACCUUGAUUUUAGCUUGGGGUUUUUUUUUUGGUUUUUUGUUUGUUUUUUCAUUUCUAAAACUGGAGGGAUGGUGUCAUUGACUCCAAUUGGAACUAUUUGUUCUGCUGCAAUAUUUUUCUAACUGGGAAGAAUAACUUGCACUUUUGGCAUUCGGUUAAGAGGGAGUGGCAUUAAAUGAAAGGAAAUGACGUUUAAUUCCAAUGUCAGUCUGGAAAUGCACUGUGUUUUAAGCUAACUUAAUUGGGGAUUUUAAUUGAUUGGGUUGCCAUGCAGUAUUUUCAGUCUUUUUACUGAGAUGUUAAGGAAUGUGCUUCUCGACUAAGGAUCUCUAAGUUUGGAAUUGAACUCUGUAAUAUGCCCAACUCUUUCUGCUUCAUAAAAUGAAUGGGAAGUCUCCAUUUUUGCACUCUUUUCUAUAUCAUUCCUAUUUAUAUGGGACCUACAAACUGUUUUUUUGUUUGUUUUUUUUGCUCCAAGCUAAUUUAACCGCAUAAGCGAGAAACUGAAAUAUGCUAUUCCAUUUGCUUCUUAACUUAUGGAAAUCAUCAUGCAGAAAAAGGAUUUGCCAUUGCCAUUCAUUUAAAAAAACACUAUAAUAUGGAAUCUGUAUUAAAUGUACAGUAUUAAAGGCAGUGUGUGAAUUUCA
Molecule: messenger RNA, 4609 nt
Organism: Sphaeramia orbicularis (orbiculate cardinalfish)
Lineage: Eukaryota; Metazoa; Chordata; Actinopteri; Kurtiformes; Apogonidae
Gene: ttc17
Product: tetratricopeptide repeat domain 17
Exons: 25
Coding region: 54-3671 (1205 amino acids)
Biological process (GO): cilium organization; actin filament polymerization
Cellular component (GO): actin cytoskeleton; cytoplasm
Molecular function (GO): protein binding
Source: RefSeq, a predicted model, not a curated record